Molecule: messenger RNA, 1309 nt
Organism: Quercus robur (English oak)
Lineage: Eukaryota; Viridiplantae; Streptophyta; Magnoliopsida; Fagales; Fagaceae
Product: probable caffeoyl-CoA O-methyltransferase At4g26220
Exons: 7
Coding region: 307-1023 (238 amino acids)
Molecular function (GO): O-methyltransferase activity; S-adenosylmethionine-dependent methyltransferase activity
Source: RefSeq, a predicted model, not a curated record
UCCAAACAAAAAUGCGCUCAGACAACACAGCACACAGUAGCCCAGAAAAACCUGUAGCUGCAGGUGGAAGCCAGAUACAAUUCUCAAAUUUUUAUCCUAACCUCACUCUUCCUCCACUCAACCUCAUCAAGUAUCAACGCCUCCUCCAGGCUCCAUCACUGCUGCUAAGUGCUGCUGCUGUUCUUUUCCUCAGAUCAGAUCCGGACUGUUGGUCUAUUGCUGCUGCUGCUCCACCUUAGAUGCUUGAUCACAGUCACACACACACAUUUUCAAGAUAAAUUUGCAGCCAGAGCUUUAUUGGAUGCAAUGGAGCAAAAUGCGAAAAAGGUAACCAGUCCUUCCAAGGGUUUAUUGCAAAGUGAAGAUUUGUAUCAGUAUAUCCUGGAGACUAGUGUGUACCCACGAGAACCAGAUUUUCUCAAGGAGCUAAGGCAUGUCACUGCUAGUCAUCCAAGGGCUAGGAUGGCUACUGCACCAGAUGCAGGUCAGCUGAUGGCCUUGUUGUUGAAGCUAGCAAAUGCGAAAAAGACAAUUGAACUUGGAGUCUUUACAGGAUACUCUCUUCUCCUCACUGCUCUUACAAUUCCUGAGGAUGGAAAGAUUAUAGCCAUAGAUGUAAAUCGGGAGACAUUUGAGAUUGGGUUGCCAGUAAUUAAGAAAGCUGGUGUUGCCGACAAAAUUGAUUUCAUUGAGUCUGAGGCUUUACCAGUUCUUGAUCAGCUAUUACAAAAUCCUGAAAAUGAAGGGAGUUUCGACUUUGCUUUUAUCGAUGCUGACAGUGUGAAUUAUUGGAACUACCAUGAGAGGCUGAUGAAACUGUUAAAGGUAGGUGGCCUAGUUGUCUAUGAUAACACACUCUGGAAAGGAACAGUAGCAAUGCCUGAUGCGUUGGUUCCAGAGUUCUGGAAACAGGAGAGGGAGUUGGCAAUUGAGCUUAACAAAUCAUUUGCAGCUGAUCCUCGCAUCCAAAUUUCGCAUGCUUCAUUGGGUGAUGGUAUCACAAUCUGCAGGCGUAUCUACUGAAUGAUUUCUUCAGACUUCUCUGCAUUUUUCUUGCUUUAUGAGUUUGAAUGUAAUAAUUGAACCUCAACUACCUCGCUUAGAUUAGUACUCCUUUAGAUACUAGUUCUCAUAUAAAGAAAAGUGUGUGGUUUUAGAAACAUCAGAAGCUGGGGUUGCUAAAAGAACAGAUGGCUUCAUUCAGGUCUUCCUUGUGGACCAAAAAGAACUGUUGCCAUUUUCUGUUUUUAGCUACUAUUAUCAGAAAACAGUAUAUUUUCCAUUGUGAGCUGAAAUCAUCUUCAACAAA